AUGAAUGGAUCGUUUUUCAACCAGACUCUCCUAGAGCAGGGAGCUUACCCCAACAGGACCCAGGGUUUGGGGAUGCUCAUGGCCUGCUGCAACGGGACCGGCGCAGUGCUGGCGACCGAAAGCUCCUCGGUCCUGGCACCUGAUGAGAGGAGCCUUUACAUCACACGGGUGGUGCAGAUCGCUGUCCUCUGUGUCCUCUCCUUGACUGUGAUGUUUGGCAUCUUCUUUUUGGGCUGCAACUUGCUUAUCAAGUCCGAGAGCAUGAUUAACUUUUUGGUGAAGGACCGAAGACCUUCCAAGGAUGUGGGAGCUGCAAUCAUGGGACUUUACUGA
Balearica regulorum gibbericeps (East African grey crowned-crane) is the source of this 333-nucleotide messenger RNA. RefSeq names its product reprimo like (gene RPRML). Lineage: Eukaryota; Metazoa; Chordata; Aves; Gruiformes; Gruidae. The record is from RefSeq and is a predicted model, not a curated record.